AUGGAGAUCAUCAAGCCGAAGAAGAAUGCCGUACUGGACGUGGUGGACAACGUCGACGAUACUGAUGGGUAUUAUCGAAUCACCCCAGGUGAAAUCCUGGACGACGGGCGGUAUCAAGUCACUAUCACUCUUGGAAAGGGAAUGUUCUCGGCAGUGGUCAAAGCCAAGGUGCUUAAAGCUGUAGGUCAGGAGAGGCGGCAAGAUGUCGUCGGUCGAGAAGUCGCCAUCAAAGUCAUCCGAUCGCAGGAAGCCAUGUACUCUGUUGGUCGCAAAGAAGUUGCGAUACUCAAACAGCUCAACGAUGCCGAUCCAGAUGACAAGAAGCACAUCGUUCGUUUGGAGCACGUCUUUGACCAUCGAGGGCACAUGUGUCUAGUCACAGAGAGUAUGAGUAUGAAUCUUCGAGACGUGAUCAAGCGCUUUGGCAAAGAUGUUGGUUUGAACAUGCGGGCUGUACGGGCAUACGCCCAUCAGCUCUUCUUAUCCUUGUCCCUGAUGAAGAAGUGCAACAUUGUCCACGCGGAUAUAAAGCCUGACAACAUCCUUGCUUCGGAGAACAAGGGCCUGCUGAAAGUCUGCGACUUUGGCUCGGCCUCGGAUGCUUCCGAAGGAGAAAUCACACCUUACCUUGUAUCUCGAUUCUACCGUGCACCAGAGAUCAUUCUUGGUCUUCCCUACGACACAGCCAUUGACAUCUGGUCCGUCGGAUGUACGCUGUAUGAACUAUAUACAGGCAAGAUCCUAUUCCCCGGCCGGUCCAAUAACCACAUGCUGCUGCUCAUGAUGGAGACCAAGGGCAAGAUCAGUCAUCGACAUAUCAAAAAGGCGACAUUUAGAGACAUGCACUUUGACGAAUCGAACGACUUUAUCAGUAUCGAGACGGACAAGAUUACUGGGCAGGCCGUCGCUAAGACCUUGGUGAUCUCGAAACCUACGCGAGAUCUACGUUCGAGAUUGGUUCCACCGUCCAGCGUUCAACUCAAGAUGAAAGAUGACGAGUUGAAGCAGUUGCUUCACUUUGUCGACCUACUUGAGAAAUGUACACAGCUGGACGCAAGCAGGCGAAUCACACCGAGGGAAGCACUGUUGCAUCCGUUCUUAGCUUCCGCGUGA
Molecule: messenger RNA, 1113 nt
Organism: Kockovaella imperatae
Lineage: Eukaryota; Fungi; Basidiomycota; Tremellomycetes; Tremellales; Cuniculitremaceae
Product: kinase-like domain-containing protein
Exons: 6
Coding region: 1-1113 (370 amino acids)
Biological process (GO): mRNA cis splicing, via spliceosome; peptidyl-threonine phosphorylation; peptidyl-serine phosphorylation
Molecular function (GO): protein serine/threonine kinase activity; ATP binding
Source: RefSeq, a predicted model, not a curated record